Molecule: messenger RNA, 2151 nt
Organism: Momordica charantia (bitter melon)
Lineage: Eukaryota; Viridiplantae; Streptophyta; Magnoliopsida; Cucurbitales; Cucurbitaceae
Source: RefSeq, a predicted model, not a curated record
CGUGCGGCGGUAGGAACCUGCGCUGUGUUCUACUGACUAUUCUCAUUCCCGCGAAAAUAAUUCUCUGCCAAAUUUCUCUCUUCUCUCAUUACCUCUCUCUCCAAUGUGAAGGUGAAGAGAUGACUGCUGGACAGCGCAAACCCUAAACUUCGCCGGAUGUCUGAUUAAAUUCUUCGAGGUUCCUUUCUCAACCACCCUUAGAUGUCAGGGGAUCCUGUGGAGACUGAAGUUCUUGAGGAUAUAAAUGGGAGCACGCAUAGGGUAAAUAAAAGUGAUCUGAUCCUUAGACCAGUUUCUCAAGAUGAAUCUGGGGAGGGAUUGCCAUAUGCUCCUGAAAAUUGGCCCAAUCCUGGUGAUAACUGGACUUGGAGAGUGGGGAAGAGAGUUGCUAUAACUGGCCAUUUUUUGGAUAGGUACCUUUAUCCUCCUCGCAAUAUUACUCUUCCUGAGAACUCAACUCGUAGAGGGCAAGGUUUUGCAAGCAAGCUUUCAGUGGAAAGAUUUAUCCAGUCUGAGUUCCCUAAUGCAGACGUUGAUGCAUUUUUUGCUUCAUUCAGCUGGAAGAUACCAGCAACAAAGUCAUCUUUCGCACAAGGGAGUCGAGCCAAACAAGUUCCAUUCCCAUUACCCUCAAAAGAGAAGACAGAAUGCUCAGCAUCUGAUUCCCAGAUUGAUCUAGAGGGUUGUAAGGCUGGAAACAAGGACUGUAGUAGUUUAUCUGCUGCAGAAAACCCAGCUUUAUUAAAAUCCAUGUCCUGUGAUAUUUGCUGCAGCGAACCUCGGUUUUGCCAUGAUUGCUGCUGUAUUCUUUGCAGCAAGAUUAUAGACACAACCAAUGGAAGUUAUAGCUACAUAAAGUGUGAAGCAAAGGUGGGUGAUGGUUAUAUUUGCGGACAUCAUGCUCAUAUAAUAUGUGGUCUUCGAUCUUAUGUGGCUGGGACAGUCGGAGGAAGCAUAGGGUUGGAUGCUGAGUAUUAUUGUCGGCGUUGCGAUGCUAGAACAGAUUUGGUAUCACAUGUUCAAGGAUUUUUGCAGUCAUGUCAAUCAACUGAUUCUCGGGAUGAUAUUGAGAAGAUCUUAAGCAUUGGUGUCUGCAUUUUGCGUGGUUCGCUGAAAAAGAGAGCAAAGGAGUUGCUAAGACAUAUUGAGUUGAUUAUUUCAAAGCUUAAAACUGGGACUUGCUUAGAAGAGAUUUGGAAGAUGGAGGAAGAAAUCUCAGCUAUUUGCACUGAUGCAGCUGAUAAUGCUGAUACUUCCAUACAAGGUUCUCACGACACUUCAGGCUCCAUUAUAAACUCAGACUGGACUGUGUCCACCCCUUUUGAUCAUUGGACCGAGUCCCUAAAACUUGAAGCUGAGAUCGAUCAGGUUCUGCAGGCACUCAAAAGAUCACAAGAGUUCGAGUACAAUUUAGCAGAAGAAAAGCUUCGAUUGCAUAAAAAUUAUCUACUAAAUCUAUUCCAGCAACUUGACAAGGAGCAAACUGAACUCAGACGUCAAACAUCAUCAACUGGACAAAAUUCUUUCCUGAAUAAUGUAAUAAAUAGAGUGGAUCAAGUAAAACGAGAAGUAAAGAAACUCAAGAGAAUGGCAAAUGUGGCCAAUGGAUUUGGAAUGACUCCAAAUGGUAUUCUCAAGGAGGAAUUCGGUUUGGAAGUUGAGUAGAGGCAAAAGUUCAUUGAACCACGUUGGUUCAUUUGAUCUUAUACAAGCUCCAAUAGUUUUUGCUGUAUACCAUAUGGCUUCACAUGAAGCAAAGUGUACAAUAUCGAAUGGCAUCUCAACUCCUCAAGUAGAGUUUACUUGCUUGGUUUGGAAAUAUGAUGCCAGCUUUAUGAAAAUGGCUGGAUUCAGCAAGCAAAUACUAAAGCUAUGCAGUAGUGGAGUUGCCAAAGAGUGUAGAGUAGAGGUUUUUGGGAGGUUGAGGGUAGGCCUUCAUAUCAAAUUUUCAACACCAUUGGUGCGUUUAUUAGCUGACGGUUUGCUUUUUGUUGGCUUUCAGUGGAGCUCAGCAAGGAACAGGCUUUGUAUCACUGCAUGCAGCUUUUGAUUUGCCCAAAAAUAUUAUUAUUAUUAUUAUUUUUUGUAAGAAAAAAGACAUAAUCCCAUUUAUUACAUAAGGAAGCUUCGUGGAAAGUGCUAUUUUCUUUA